AUGAAUAACGUCUUAGAAGGGUUAGAAGGGGUUGAGUGUGAGAUUGACGACUUAUUAGUCCAUGGAGAAUCACAAGAGCAGCAUGACUCUAGGUUGCAUUCAGUUUUGCAGAGACUACAGGAGUCCAAACUUACUUUAAACAGGGAUAAAUGUGUAUUUAGUGUCUCCACGAUUAAGGCAUUAGGUCAUGUUAUUUCAUCUAAAGGGAUAUCCCCAGACCCUGACAAAGUUAAAGCCAUUUUAGAUAUUCCUGUACCUACAAAUGUUGCCGAAGUUAGAUCUUUCAUGGGUAUGGUGAAUCAAUUUAAUAAGUUUACAAGUCAUCUCGCAUCCAAAUCAAAACCACUCAGAGAUUUAUUAUGUAAAGAUUCUGUUUGGUAUUGGGGCGAUAAGCAAAAUGAGUCAUUUAAUGAUCUAAAGAAAUGUUUAAUUUCUGUCCCAAUUUUGGCUCUUUAUGACCCAAACAAAGAAACUAAGAUAAAUGCAGACGCAUCUUCUUACGGUAUAGGAGGGGUAGUCUUGCAGAAACAAGAAAACAAUGAGUGGAAACCCGUUUCUUACAUUUCACGCGCACUUACAGAUACAGAAUCUAGAUAUAGUCAAAUUGAAAAAGAAUGCUUGGCAUUGACGUGGGCGUGCGAGAGAUCGAGUGAUUAUAUUUUAGGAAAAUCAUUCUCAGGAGAAACUGAUCACAAACCAUUAGUACCAUUACUGACCACCCAUACCCUAGACCAAAUACCACCACGAAUCCAAAGGUUCAGAAUGAGAUUAAUGAGAUUCAACUUAGAGAAAAUGACGCAUGUACCUGGUAAACAAAUGUACACUAGUGAUGCCCUAUCGAGAUUGUUAAAACCAUUCACUAAACCAGAUUGUUGUACCGUGCCAGAAGACGACAUGAAUGCGUUUGUUGAAACUGUGAUUAACUCAUUGCCUGUCUCAGAUAAGAAACUGAAAGAAAUUAUCGAAGCUCAAGAAGAGGACGAAGUGUGCAAGAAAGUUAAGCAAUACUGUCUCGAAGGAUGGCCAGACAAACAUAUGGUUCCAGAUGCUGUGAAGUCAUAUUGGAGAGAAAGAGGAGAACUUACGGUAGUCCAAAGCUUAAUUAUGAAAGGAACAAGAAUAUUGAUCCCAUCCUGUAUGCGAUUGAAUGUCUUGGACAAGAUUCACGAAGGACAUUUGGGAAUUACGAAGUGUCGAGAACGUGCAAAGCAGUCGGUAUGGUGGCCGGGAUUGAGCACCCAAAUCCAGGAUAUGGUACAGCAUUGUCGAACAUGUGCUAUGCAUAUGGUCAAUAAACCUGAACCGUUGUUCCCUACAUCGUUUCCAGAAAGACCAUGGCAAACUUUGGCAAUCGACUUUUUCAAAUGCGAGAACAUUGAUUACUUAAUUGUAGUUGAUUAUUUUUCACGGUAUGUCGAAAUCUGUCCUAUGAAGAAGAAUAAGACAGCAACCGAAGUUUGCAGAGUCUUGAAGUCCAUUUUCUCGCGACAUGGUAUCCCAGAGAGAGUUAAAUCAGAUAAUGGACCCCCUUUCGAUAGCGGCGAGUACCUCCAUUUCGCGAACGAGUGGGGAUUCGAAGUUCGUCACAGCAGUCCGAAGUACCCUCAGUCAAAUGGUGAAGUAGAACGAGCCGUACAAACCAUAAAGAGACUGCUCAAGAAAGAGAAAGAUAAAGAAAAAGCUUUGUUAGCUUACCGAUCUACACCGUUAUCCUGUGGAUAUUCCCCAGCCGAGUUGCUGAUGGGAAGGAAGAUUCGUACGAUACCAACAUUCCAUAAAGCUAAUGAGAAGCUAAUGCGCAUGCAUGCCCAAUUUCUAUCUUGACAAUACGUGUUCUUUCCCAACAAUAACGCGAAAGUGUCAGAACCACUUCCAACCAGAGCAUGCCAGCUACCCACAGUAGAUUCGUCGUGGGAACACUAAUGUGGCCGCCAUUGGCUUCAUUUAUGCAUGGCAAGCAGAUCAAUGAAACAGCUUCUUAUAAUAUAGUCAUCUUUCUCCCCCCGGUUACAUCAGGUGCUGCCAUAGAAAUAGUAGAUAUCUAUUAUUUCUAUGGUUGCUACGCACUUGAAUUUGUCACACAGCUGCAACUAUACAAAUUAAACGGUAAUUUUAUAUUUUAAACUUGCAACAAUCUUUGACAUUCGCAUUCAAGGGUAUCAUGUACACACACCCACCAGCGAAAAAAUAUGAUAAAGUUUUUAUCUUUUGGCGUAGGAAGAGAAACUGUUUAG
Paramuricea clavata is the source of this 2234-nucleotide messenger RNA. NCBI's taxonomy places the organism in Eukaryota, Metazoa, Cnidaria, Anthozoa, Malacalcyonacea, Plexauridae. The record is from the annotation of a GenBank genome assembly.